GCAGCAAGGUAUGUUUUAAUUGUUAAUUUUUGUACAGAAAUUCUUCGUGUAUUAACUCUGUUUAGAUUUAAUUUCUUCUCUUUACCACUACGAACGCUACAAUCUCUGAUAGCUCCUCUAGACCACUUCAAAAGCUAUUCUGAUUGGUUGCGACGUUUUGUAACCGGAACUCUCAACAAAAGUAAGAAUGAGAAGGUGACUUUGUUGAGUUAAUCAGUUGAACUGUGUGAUAAGAAGUAGACGUGUUGAACAUACGCCAAUUGUCGAUCGGAAUUUUCCCUUCCAAAGAAGCAUCACCGCAUCACUACUGCAUAUUGACUGCUAUCAAAUGGAGACAACCACUGCUAAACAGUAUCACAUUGACAACAGGAAAGAAUGCUUGUUGCAUUAUAAUAACAUAUCUUACACAAUAGGUACAUAUUGUGAAGCUGCUUGGGAUAAGUUAUACUGUUGGCCCCCUGUUCCAGCGGGAGAAGUUGUAACAAGAUCAUGCAGAAGCAUAUUUACAAUACCAGAAAAUAUCUGGAUAGAGAAUAAAGAUCCAGUUGCUUAUAGAAUAUGCAACUAUACAGGUCAGUGGCAUUGGGGAAACUGGACAAAUUACAGCGAGUGUUUAACUUUGUUUACAAACAAAGAGCCCAAGGGAAGAUUAUCAGUUAGCUACAUUCUAUUCAUCGGAUCUCUUCUCUCAUUGAUAUUGCUAUCGAUCACGUUAUUUAUUUUCUCGUAUUUCAGAUGUCUACAAUGCUCCAGGCUUCGAGUUCACAGAAAUUUGGUUGUUGCUCUCAUGAUUCAUUCAUUUCUACUUAUGAUAAUUCCAUUGCCAAUUUUAUUCGAAAAUUCUGUUCCUACUUAUCAUGAUUUUGAUUGGUUUUGUAAGACGUUACUGACGUUAAAAAUGUAUGCUGCAACUGCAAGCGUUAACUGGAUGUUUGUUGAAGGAUUGUUACUUUACAGCAGCAUUUCUGUCUUCGUUUUUCAGCAAGAUCCACCAUUUAAAUUAUAUUAUUUUAUAGGAUGGGGUGCACCAGGGAUGUUUGUUAUCACGUGGGCUAUCUGUAUGAAUUUUUAUCUAAACACUCCGUGUUGGAGAGGAUAUGGAAAAUUACCUUUUAUAUGGAUUGUUACCGGUCCUAUGAUUACAGCUUUAGUGGUGAACACAAUCUUCCUAUUUACUAUAGUUCGCAUUUUGAUCACUAAAAUACGUGCUACUGUAUCUAUAGAAACAAAACAGGUCAGGAAAGCAGUUAAAGCUACUGUUUUGUUGUUUCCUUUGCUGGGGAUAACCCACUUGCUCUUCUGUAUAAAUCCACAAGACGAUGGAUAUUUAGAACAAGCUUACAUGAUUACAAAUGCCCUUUUACAGUCUUGUCAGGGUAUAUUUGUUGCAGUGCUUUAUUGUUUUCUUAACUCUGAGGUACAAACAGCUCUUAAACAAACUUACAUCCAAGCUCUAUUGAGACGUCAUCCCAACAUCCGUUGUCAAGUAGCACCGCAAGGAUCUACAACUCACGUGUCAAACGUAAUGGAUUCUUAUACCGUAAACGGUACAAAACCUAUUAAACAAUCUCCAUACAGACAACCUGGAAGUAACAAUUUAAGAUACUCUAAUGACAGUAAUUAUCUAGAACAGAAGAAUGGAAAAUCAUCAUCUUACCCUCUAUUGGACACGUUUCAAAUUUCAAACUCUCAAAAUUGAUUCUUUGCUUAUCAAUUUUCUUUCUCUUUUAUAUAUAUAAUAUAAUAAGAGGUAUCGAGACAGAAUUUAAACUUUUAUUUUCUCUUAACACGAAAGAUUGUAAUUACAAUUAAAGUUAAAUAACAUUACAUAUCUAAAAGAAAUUACACGAAAUUAUCUGUAUAAAUCAGUACAAAUUAUGAUAAUUUUUACAUGAAAAUACGUUCUUAUUAUUUACAUUCAUCACCGUAUAUUACACUUAAAAAUAUUGAUUAAAUUGUAUAGAUUCGAAGAUGUUUUAGAAUAAUAAAUGAAUGUAAUUAAACGAAUUAUCUUUUUAAGUUAUGGAUAUUAAUUGUAAACCAAGUGCCAUGUUACAUACGUCAUAAAUAAAUAAAUAUAUUUUAAGUACUACGAA
Centruroides sculpturatus (bark scorpion) is the source of this 2096-nucleotide messenger RNA. Its product is annotated as corticotropin-releasing factor receptor 2-like. Gene Ontology annotation, cellular component: plasma membrane. Lineage: Eukaryota; Metazoa; Arthropoda; Arachnida; Scorpiones; Buthidae. Bases 329 to 1699 code for a protein of 456 amino acids. The transcript has 11 exons. Gene Ontology annotation, molecular function: peptide hormone binding; G protein-coupled peptide receptor activity. Gene Ontology annotation, biological process: adenylate cyclase-modulating G protein-coupled receptor signaling pathway; cell surface receptor signaling pathway. The record is from RefSeq and is a predicted model, not a curated record.